Molecule: messenger RNA, 531 nt
Organism: Talaromyces rugulosus
Lineage: Eukaryota; Fungi; Ascomycota; Eurotiomycetes; Eurotiales; Trichocomaceae
Exons: 2
Coding region: 1-531 (176 amino acids)
Biological process (GO): regulation of proteolysis; regulation of Ras protein signal transduction
Molecular function (GO): phospholipid binding; peptidase inhibitor activity
Source: RefSeq, a predicted model, not a curated record
AUGCCCGACGUUUCUAAAAUCGAGGAUUUGCUGCGCGGCCUGGAGAAUGGCACCUACCACACUCUGGGCCUCAGUUUAGGUUCGAAGAAGGUCACCAGUCCGGGGCUGCAGAUAGCUAAGAAGGAGACGCAGCCAUCCCCAACCCUUUUCGCACCCCCCGACCUACCUCAUGAAGCUACCUACACCAUUAUUUCUCUCGACCCCGACGCACCAUUUAUCUCGUGGAAUGCACUCAGUCCUAUAGCUCACUGGAUUCAGACUGGUUUUAAAAUUGACCAGCAGCACCAACGAGAACUGAAAAGUGAUGAGCGACCCAUUGCGCCGUGGGCUGCUGCUGGACCGCCUCCCCUUGCGGCGCCACAUCGCUAUGUGUUUCUGCUCUAUCAUCAGAACACCGAGUCAGCCAUUCCCCCGGAUUUGAAGGAGAAGGAGUUUUCCAUCACGCAACGGAUGAGAUUUGAUCUUGAUGCUAUGGUGAACCAGCUGCAGUUGGGGGAUCUUGUGGCAGUCAACUACUUUGUAUCGAAUUAG